Messenger RNA from Pseudophryne corroboree (corroboree frog), 2037 nucleotides. RefSeq names its product caveolin 2 (gene CAV2). Gene Ontology annotation, biological process: positive regulation of MAPK cascade; caveola assembly; cell differentiation. The record is from RefSeq and is a predicted model, not a curated record. Gene Ontology annotation, molecular function: protein kinase binding; molecular adaptor activity. Bases 232 to 714 code for a protein of 160 amino acids. Gene Ontology annotation, cellular component: caveola; sarcolemma; cytoplasmic vesicle. The transcript has 3 exons. NCBI's taxonomy places the organism in Eukaryota, Metazoa, Chordata, Amphibia, Anura, Myobatrachidae.
AGCUUUGCAAAUGAUAGAACAGCCAAGUCCCCUCCUGAGCUCUCUCCCGGCUGCUGAGGGUGUGUAGAGCUGGGCGUGUCCCGGGAGCCAGUGGCCGAGUAUGCAGCCGCCCGCACCGACACACACAGGGCUGGGAGGAGGGGGACAGCGCAGCAGCACGGGCAUCCGGGGAGUGGGGGCACACAGACCGGCGCUCAGAACCAGGUGCAGGCUCUCCCUAUCGCUGACAUUAUGGGGCUGGAAAAGGAGAAAGCCGACGCUCGCAUCUUCAUGGAUGAGGACGAGUUCAAUCGCUCUACUGUCCCAAUGCUGACCGAGAAAGCCUAUGACAGCCAACCGGACCGGGACCCCCACAAUCUGAACGGGCACCUGAAGCUCACCUUUGAGGAUGUGAUUGCGGAGCCGGACACCACGCACAGCUUCGAUAACGUGUGGAUCUGCAGCACUGCCCUGUAUGAGAUCAGCAAGUACCUGGUCUACAAGCUGCUGACGGUCAUCCUCGCCAUCCCUCUGGCCUUUGUACUAGGACUGCUCUUCGCCAUCCUCAGCUGCCUGCACAUCUGGAUUGUAAUGCCAUUUGUGAGGACCUGUCUAAUGGUGUUACCAUCUGUGCAAGCCGUAUGGAAGGGCAUUACAGACAGUCUCAUAGCCCCUUUAUUUGCAAGUAUGGGGCGGUGCUUUUCCUCUGUCAGUGUGCAAGUAGACCAGAAUUAGCACUCUUAUGCAGUUCUGAUGAUAUUGAGGAUCUGCCAGGACCCGUGGUGAUGAAUACUGCUUCGUCCUUCACUACUCUGCUGAAUGUGUGCUGAUGAUGAAAUAUGUCCUUCACACUCCCAUGUGUACAUUCCGGAUCUCCUCUAGCUCCUACUACAACUACACUUAUUUGUGUAGUCCUGUACUAGACAAGUACUAGUUACUGUAUUAUGGAUAAAGCAUUUUUUAGACUUAACCUAUUUAUUUCUGAACACAGUUUAGGCACAUCUACAUAAUGAACACAGGGUGCAAUAUGAAAUUGUCAUUUGACUACACCGGACUCCCACCCUGUCACUGGGGGUGUGCAGGCAUUGGACAAUUACAUCAGUGCUAAUUGCUCAAUUAAAUAUUGUUAUGUUUUAUGGAUUUCCUAGAUCAGGUUAAUUAAGUUAAUUGGUUCAUUUGGUCUUACAUGCUGUCGUUUAGGAAAAUCCACAAAAUAUGACCUGUUUGAGAUGGUUGAAAAAAGUAAAAUAAUGACUUCAUGCAAAUCGGUGCUAUUGCUUUCUGCAUUUGGCACUAAGAAAGAAGCAAUAACUGUCUGUUAAGGGGCCUACACACUGGGCGAUAUCUUGAAAGAUAUGAACGAUAUCGUUCAUAUCUUUCAGUGAAGAUGCAUGAACGAUGCGCGUGCCUGCAGCCGUUCAUUAUUGAACGAUCAUCGUUGAUACAUGCCAGUCAAUUUGGACGAUAUAGAUGUAUGCACGCUUAUAUCGUUCACAUUGACCAUCGAUAUCGUCCAGUGUAUAGUAAAAAUCAACCAACGAUAAUAACGUUGGUCAAUAAUAUCGAUGGUCAAAAAACAUCGCCCAGUGUGUAGGCCCUUUAAGGGAAAGAACAGUGAUCCUACAGAAGGUAUGUCCAGUAUUUCAUAUAUCAGAGCAGGGUAGUGGUCACAAGUGGAAACUAGCAGCACACUAAUGUAGUUUUCACUGGAUGUGCAUAAAUAUGGAAAUCCUAUCUGACGAUAUUUAGUACCUCAGGAUAGGGACACAUUCAAACUUUUUACCAUUUAUAUUGCAUUGCUGUAUAAAGUUUUUCAAGAACACAGAGGCCGCAAAACCUGUAUGGGGUAUUACUCUGCUGUUUUCUAUUAUUCCAGCUUUAUAUGACAGAAUUACUCAUUCCUUUAUGCAUUGCAUAUUAUUUUACAAAAAAAAAAGCCCGGUUUCUUUGUACAUUAACUGAAAAGCACUGAAAUAUUAUACUUGUACAAUUUAAAUAAAUAUAUAUAGAAAGAUUUGUUUAUAACCAAGUUAAAUCAAUAUGUAUCUUAAACUUCAA